Scheffersomyces stipitis CBS 6054 is the source of this 2764-nucleotide messenger RNA. RefSeq lists its product as uncharacterized. Lineage: Eukaryota; Fungi; Ascomycota; Pichiomycetes; Serinales; Debaryomycetaceae. The transcript has a single exon. The record is from RefSeq and is a predicted model, not a curated record. Bases 397 to 2457 code for a protein of 686 amino acids.
CGUAUUUUUUACCAGAGCCAACCUUCCCCAUCGGCAAUCGUGAAAUUUCACAGUUGCGAAUACGCAAGGCACUCUAGAGCAGAUAGAGAUAGUGAGCCUCGUGUUCUAUACGACGAAGGCCAACCACACUUGUUGCACUUGCCAGCGUCAUAGAGACUUCCAGCUGGCUCCAUAGCACAGCCGUCUGUCUGCUACCAUCUCCAUUGUCGGCAUAGGCUCCAAGAACUUUUCUGGUGCUACAGCAGAUCUCGCUACCACAAAGGCCCAUUCUCGUCGUACGGUGUAGUGCAGCAGAGCUCGCAAAAACAAAAGUCCUUUUUUUAGCUCUCCCUAAUCCUCUCGCUACAAACCCGCGCAUGGCACUACGAAAGGGGAAAAGUGUAUAUAUACUGAGCCAUGCCCUACUUGAUAUCUGUGGCCAUUCGUGCCGUUUUUGCUCGAGACGAUCCUCCUUCCAACUCGACAACAUCUCCGUCUUCCACGCCAGAUCCGACCCCCAUACCGUCUGGACCUCAAUCAGCUCCAGAGUCGUCACUCAGCCCAGAAAUAGACUCGCAAUCGAUCCAGGACUCCGUCACUAGUUUUUCCCACUCCCCCUCGCUGACCCCCCUCGUACCACCUGCCGUCCUGUCUGCCACCGCCGUAUCCUCACCACAGCUUGACUCAAGUUCAGAGCCAUUCAGCUCAGCACCACUCUCUUCUUCUGACACCAUAUCUUCAUUCGCUUCCUCGAGUCUGCCCGACUCUUCUGUCUCCGUAGACCCUCUGUCCGACCCCGACUCUGCCAUGGAUCUCUUUUCUCCCACUAUCACCGAUCUUUUCAGCUCGCUGGAGACUCCAUCGGAUCUGAUCUCCUCAACAGAAACUUCCUCAGAACUGAGUUCUAGCGAGGAAACAUCCUCCACCGAGACAUCGUCCUCAGAGACUUCCUCAAGCAUCGAACCAUCCUCGUCAUCAUCAUCUUCUGAAACUUCAUCUAGCGAGUCUUCUUCAUCUGAAGUCUCAUCUACCGAAAGUUCUUCAUCUGAAGUCUCAUCUACUGAGAGUUCUUCUUCCGAAACUUCCUCCACUGAAUCGUCAUCUACAGAAAUAAGCUCAUCCUCAGAGUCAAGCUCGACUCAGGAAUCUUCUACAGAAGUUUCAUCUUCAUCGUUGUCGUCAAGCUCGGAACCUUUGUCUCUGUCCGAGUCCUCCUCAGCUUCAUCUUCCAGUGAAUCUGAGUCUUCAAGCUCUUCAAUCCUGUCUACAGAAAUUUCAUCUUCUUUCUCCUCAGAGACUUCCUCAGAAUUUGCAUCUUCCUCAUCAGCUAGUCCAUCCUUCACAAGUGAGAUUUCUACUGAAACGGAAACCACCUCAUCUUCAAUCCCAUCCUCAUCAUCGACUUCAUCUUCGUCAUCUUCGUCUUCGUCGUCAUCUUCUUCAACUUCCACAAGUCCUAUAACAACCGAGAAGCCAAAAACUACUUCCCUCUCAUUAUCCUCAUUCACUUCUGUCAUCACACACCCUGAUACCACUAUCACUACCGUCAUCACUGUUCCCACGUCUGCCAGUGCGGUAGACGAUGGAAACGACAAUAGUGACAGAAACUCCAAGUUGAUUGGUGGACUUGUAGGCUCCAUUGGUGGAACCAUCGUUAUCGGAGCACUCGUAGUCUUGUUCCUCUUCCUCAAGAAGAGAAAGCGUAGCAACUUGACCAACCAGUCACCUGACUUCAAUGACGGCCAUCCAGGUAAUCCUCAUGACCAAGAUGAGGACGAUCUCUUGGAUAGGUCACAUGACGACGACGGAAUGAAGUAUAACAAGUUUGGCUUUGCAAAGUUGUUUGGCUCCAAGUCGGGCUCUAAGGCUGCUAGCAAUAACAAUUUGCUUGGUUUGGGCUCAGGCUUAACGGGUUAUAAAGGCAUUCUGGAUUUGGAAAGACAGAGCGAUUUUGGCACCAAUGGUUCAGGAGGCUACGGUGCCGCUAUCGGUGCCGGAGCUGUGGCUGGCUCUGCUUCUGUAGACACCAACGACGAUUUCGUCUAUAGAGGUGUUACCAACUCCAACAAUCUCGACUCUGUAUUCCGUAGUAGUGAAACCAGUAGAGGCACUUCUAGCUUUAUGGGCAAGAGUGCUACUGGAAGUACAACUAACUCGUCUACUUUUGGUGGCAGAACUCGUUUGAACUCGUUUGCACAUCCUUUGGCUUCUCCAGAACAGUUCAAUUUCAACGAACACCAUGAGUACACUGGUCUAGCUUACGGCGAACAUGGAAGCGACGAUUAUCUGCCCGCAAAAGAUCAGGGAAGUUCUGACUACGACAACGACACAGACUCUGAGUUCAACCCGUCUGACUACGACGACGGAGGGCUACCGGGUGCUGGCACCAUAAUCGAACCGGAUCGUGGCCAGAUAUUCGGCAAUCAGGAUCAUGGAAGCAAUAACUCCCAAUCUCGAUUCGCUGAAGAUAUCACAUAACUUACAACUUAAAACUAAUGUCUUAAAUUAUAACUUAUACAUUAGAUAUGACAAUAUCAUUUAAGUUAUACAGUGUAAGAUUACUAUGAUAUCAAAGCUUGCCUUUGGUACCACCACUAUGCAUCAUUGUCUUUCUUCUUAUUUAGGCCUGGUGGCCUAGAGAUAGUUAUGAGUGGAGCACCUAAUAAAGCCCGUAACAGCUCACCACUUCUAGGCAUGCUCCAUUGAACUGACGUUAUUUAUCUUUGGGAUUGCAACAAAUAUUUAUUGGAAUUUUUUUGUUCGCGAAAUACAAAUUUUUUUGCAC